Molecule: messenger RNA, 1461 nt
Organism: Aspergillus heteromorphus CBS 117.55
Lineage: Eukaryota; Fungi; Ascomycota; Eurotiomycetes; Eurotiales; Aspergillaceae
Product: citrate synthase
Exons: 6
Coding region: 165-1361 (398 amino acids)
Biological process (GO): citrate metabolic process; carbohydrate metabolic process; tricarboxylic acid cycle
Cellular component (GO): mitochondrial matrix
Source: RefSeq, a predicted model, not a curated record
CUGGCCGCUAAGCCGACCGUUCAGUCCGCCGCCUUCAAUGGCUUGCGCUGCUACUCUACCGGCAAGUCCAAGUCCUUGAAGGAGACUUUCGCCGAGAAGCUCCCCGGUGAAAUCGAGAAGGUCAAGAAGCUCAGGAAGUACGCUCACCUCUUCUCCCUGCAAACAUGUGUGCAGCAACAAGCGUUAAUCAGUCGAUGAAUGUCUACAGGGAGCACGGCAGCAAGGUCAUUGGCGAGCUCACCCUCGACCAGGCCUAUGGUGGUGCCCGUGGCGUGAAGUGCCUCGUGUGGGAGGGCUCUGUUUUGGACUCUGAGGAGGGUAUCCGUUUCCGUGGCCGUACCAUCCCCGAAUGCCAGGAGCUUCUCCCCAAGGCCCCCGGUGGUCAGGAGCCUCUCCCCGAAGGUCUCUUCUGGCUCCUCUUGACCGGCGAGGUCCCCUCCGAGCAGCAGGUCCGCGAUCUGUCUGCUGAGUGGGCUGCCCGCUCCGACCUCCCCAAGUUCAUUGAGGAGCUCAUCGACCGCUGCCCCAGCACCCUGCACCCCAUGGCUCAGUUCUCUCUUGCCGUCACUGCCCUUGAGCACGAGUCGGCCUUCGCCAAGGCCUACGCCAAGGGUAUCAACAAGAAGGACUACUGGAACUACACCUUUGAGGACUCCAUGGACCUCAUUGCUAAGCUGCCCACUAUCGCCGCCAAGAUCUACCGCAACGUCUUCAAGGAUGGCAAGGUCGCUGCUAUCCAGAAGGACAAGGACUACUCUUUCAACCUGGCCAACCAGCUCGGAUUCGGUGACAACAAGGACUUUGUUGAGCUUAUGCGUCUUUACCUGACCAUCCACUCUGACCACGAGGGUGGAAACGUCAGCGCCCACACCACCCACCUGGUUGGUAGCGCUCUGAGCUCUCCCAUGCUCUCCCUGGCCGCCGGUCUGAAUGGUCUGGCUGGCCCUCUUCACGGAUUGGCCAACCAGGAAGUCCUUAACUGGCUCACCAAGAUGAAGUCUGUCAUCGGUAACGACCUUAGCGAUGAGGCCAUCAAGAACUACUUGUGGUCUACCCUCAACGCCGGCCAGGUCGUCCCCGGAUACGGUCACGCCGUCCUUCGUAAGACCGACCCUCGCUACGUGUCUCAGCGCGAGUUUGCCCUCCGCAAGCUGCCCGAUGACCCCAUGUUCAAGCUGGUCAGCCAGGUCUACAAGAUCGCUCCUGGCGUUCUCACCGAGCACGGCAAGACCAAGAACCCCUUCCCCAACGUCGAUGCCGUAAGUUCUUUCUGUUCCCCUUGUGACUGGCAAAAACACGAGCUCGGUACUGACCCCUGUCCAGCACUCCGGUGUUCUCCUGCAGUACUACGGCCUGACUGAGGCCAACUACUACACCGUCCUGUUCGGUGUUUCCCGUGCUCUCGGUGUCCUUCCCCAGCUGAUCAUCGACCGCGCUCUCGGUGCCCCCAUCGAGCGCCCC